AUGGAUGAUGAUACCAAGAACAAAACUCCUCAUCUCCAAGAUGAUCACCAUCAGCUAGCUGCGGCAGAAACAGAAGAAGCAGAUGAAGCCCUUUCCCUUAGCGGGCUUAUCUUAAACUCGGAUGAAAUCGAGGUCCAAGAUCGAAGAAGAUCAUCCUUUUCUGAUCCAUCAGAGCUUUUCGAGUUCUUGAGCGACAAAAACUCCCAGAUGUCGCAUGCAGAAGAUAUCAUUUUCUGCGGUAAGCUUAUGCCAUACCAAGAAAACCCCUCUCGUCUGCCCAAUGUUCACAAUUUCCACAAGCAUCAUCAACUCACAAGACAUGAGAAACAACAAAGCUUCCAUCGUAGAAGAUCCGAGUCGUUAAGUGACCUAAAAACCAGCCUGUCCAACAGUGCUAGAAGAAACCAGCAUCAGUUCAUGAGGACUAGCCGGUCUUUAGACUACCGAAAGUUGUAUGGAAACAAGUACAAUUCCCCCUCGGCAGCGGGCGCUUUCGCCAGGGCUGAAAAAGUAGAGAUUGAGCGGAGCUCGUCGACGAGAAGUUCGAACAAAGGUUUUAAUGCAACUGGGAUGAAAGAAAAGACUGCAAGACCAAGGUGGUACAUGAUGUUUGGGCCUGUGAAGUUUCCACCGGAGAUGGCUUAUCAAGAUAUAAAGAGCCGGCAAGUGCGGCAGAGUCCCGGAAGUUUGUUUACGUCAUUGGAGUCCCGCGAGAAGGCCAUUGCCAACCGGCCGCAAGAUCGGAGAUGGUCCGGCUCUUGGGAUUUGCUUAGGGUAUUAAGCUGUAAGGGCCAUGCAAGUGUAGCUGUAACGGCGUCGUUUGGCUGCCUGCAGGCGCAGCACAGUAUUUGA
This is a messenger RNA of Coffea eugenioides, 852 nucleotides long. RefSeq lists its product as uncharacterized. The transcript has a single exon. Lineage: Eukaryota; Viridiplantae; Streptophyta; Magnoliopsida; Gentianales; Rubiaceae. Bases 1 to 852 code for a protein of 283 amino acids. The record is from RefSeq and is a predicted model, not a curated record.